UUUUUUUCCUCUUCUACAGGAGUUACCGAUCCAAAGGUUGCUCCGGAGCGAUCCCGAGCCAUUUGUAGCAUCAAGAUCAAGAUCAAGUUAGUCAGCUGAGCCUGAGUGAGAGCUGACUCGGCUCCAAGAUCCGAUCAUGAUGAAUAAGAUUGUUUUCUUGGCAUGGCUUUGGGCUGCUGUUCUACUGAAGCCAACACUCUCAGUUCUGAUGAGUGUGACAUUUGAUGGAUCUAAUUAUUAUACUCAUGAAAAAAUUAUGAAGAAUUGGGUGGCCAAAGGAAGCUUCCAUGACAACACAUUUAAGGAUGGAUGGGGAUACUUGGAGAUAGAAACCAACCCCUCCUAUCCUGACACAAUCCAGGCUUAUGCUGCUGGGUAUGUUGAAGGUGCUUUAAGUACAGAUAUGAUCUACAAAUCAUACAGAAACACAAUGGAAGGAUUGUGUGAGUGGAAGUCAAAAGAGUUUUGCGACAGUUUGCGCUCUUAUCUCAAAACCAAUUUCCAAUGGAUGCAGACCAUGAUUGCUCAGAAGAGAAACAGUUGUCCAGUCUGGCAUAAUGUAGAAUUAAUUUUAGCUCAACUUCAAGGAGUCACUGAUGGCUACAAUAAAACUGCCAAGGAACCCAUGAUGGAAGGUGCAAUUCUGCUGCUGAAUCUAGCGGGUGAUCUUGAAGACUUGGAAUCAGCACUGAGUCCCGAGCUUCAAGAGAUGAGUAUGGAGGAAUGGGUGAAGUCUGGACGCAUCAUUGGGGAUGGCCAUUGCUCAGCACUGAUUAAGGUUCUUCCAGGCAACACUGAACUUUAUGUCUCGCAUGUCACCUGGAACACAUAUCAGUCCAUGCUAAGAAUUUUAAAGAAAUAUAUCUUCCCAUUCCGCCGCACAGGAGUAUCAGACCCAGAUGAUAUAAAUCCUGGUCACACUGUGUCCUUCUCAUCUUAUCCAGGAUUGUUGUCUUCAGGGGAUGACUUUUAUAUAAUGUCAUCUGGGCUGGUCUCUUUGGAAACUACUAUUGGUAAUGGCAACCCAGCUUUAUGGAAGAAUGUCACAGCCACAGGAGAGUUGCAGGAAUGGAUUCGUACAAUUGUUGCAAAUCGUCUUGGCAUUGAUGGCAAGAGCUGGUCUAAUUUCUUCUCAAUGCACAACAGUGGAACUUACAACAACCAGUGGAUGGUUGUUGAUUAUAAGCUCUUCAAACCACGAAAGAAUAUCAGACAAAACACACUGUGGAUCUUGGAGCAACUUCCUGGCAUAAUUGUGGCUAAGGACCAGUCACAUAUCCUACGUAAGCAGUCAUAUUGGCCUAGCUACAAUACUCCAUUCUACAAAUCUAUAUUUAAUCUUAGUGGAGCUCCAGCCAUGGUUGAACGUUUUGGUGAUUGGUUUUCCUAUGAUAAAACUCCUCGAGCUUUGAUUUUCAAGAGAGAUCAUAGUUCUGUAAAAAAUUUACGUACUAUGAUCAAACUAAUGAGAUACAAUAACUUUCAGUAUGAUGAACUCUCAAGAUGUAACUGCACUCCUCCAUAUAGUGCAGAGAAUGCAAUUUCUGCCAGAAAUGAUUUGAACCCUAAAAAUGGGACCUAUCCAUUUGGAGCAUUGGGUCACAGAUCCCAUGGGGGAACAGACAUGAAAGUCACAAACCUUAAAAUGGCAGGGAAACUUUCAUUUCUUGCUGUCAAUGGUCCAACAUAUGAUCAGCAACCAGUUUUCAAGUGGAGUGAAAAGGACUUUGCAAAUAAUACUCCUCAUUAUGGGCAUCCAGAUGCAUGGAACUUCCCUGUAAUUGGUGUCCGAUGGUUGUGGUAGUAAAGUUUUAGUUGAUAUAGAAUAAAUACCUUAAUAUGGUUGUGACCUACUGUUGUGCCACUGUAAUAGUCCAAUUACCUAUGGUCUGUUUGUAGCUAACAUUAAGGUAAAGGGUAGAUGGAAUUUGAUUUGGGAAUUCAAACUCAGUGCAUUCAAGACUUGUUUAUAAACAACUAAUUAAGGAGAAAACGAUAUGCAAUAUAUAUUGUAAGAAACAGGAAAGUGCUUGCCUUUCUUCUCAUUCCAUAAUGAAGUACACUACCUAUAGGCAGUCAGAUAGAACAAUGAAACUCAAAAGAGAUUUUACUAGAGAUGUACCGAUGCAUCGGUAUCGGUAUCGGAAUCGGUGGUAUCGGCCCAUUUUUGGGUAUCGGUAUCGGUAUCGGGUUAUUUUAUGCCGAUACUUCCGAUACCUAAAAGAAAUUUACUACUUAGUGUUAUAUUCGAUAUAAGAUAUGGAUGAUACCAAAUUAAUAUAAUACGGCGUAUUAAGUUUCUGUGGU
This is a messenger RNA of Portunus trituberculatus (swimming crab), 2307 nucleotides long. It is a transcript of the gene lama, whose product is annotated as putative phospholipase B-like 2. The record is from RefSeq and is a predicted model, not a curated record. NCBI's taxonomy places the organism in Eukaryota, Metazoa, Arthropoda, Malacostraca, Decapoda, Portunidae. The transcript has 9 exons. The coding region runs from base 137 to 1804 and encodes 555 amino acids. Gene Ontology annotation, cellular component: extracellular region. Gene Ontology annotation, molecular function: glycerophospholipase activity. Gene Ontology annotation, biological process: phospholipid catabolic process.